This is a messenger RNA of Rubroshorea leprosula, 3714 nucleotides long. The record is from the annotation of a GenBank genome assembly. NCBI's taxonomy places the organism in Eukaryota, Viridiplantae, Streptophyta, Magnoliopsida, Malvales, Dipterocarpaceae.
CUCUGUUUCUUUCUUCCUCUGUCUUCUUUGUUUUCUCUCUCCUCAGAUCGUUCCUAAUUUCUCGUUACAAAAACCCUAAUCUCCCGAAUUACACUUUGAUCUUAACUCAAUUCUAUUUGUUUGUAUUAAUUCAAUUUCAAAAUUAUUUCUUUUUUUUGUAGUUUUUAAUAAUCUUCUGUUUCAAUUUCAAGGGAAAAAGAAAAAACAGAAAUAGUUUAUUCGCAAUCUUCUUAAUCAUAGAUUGUAUCUGUUUUUGCUUCCAUCUGGUUUUUCUCCGGAAUCAGUUUCUCUAUUUUUAAUAAAUUUCAUUGCUUUUUCUUGUUUUGCAUAAUCAGCAAACGCAAAACAACUGGAAUCAAAAUAGGAGCUGUUUUUGUUGCAAUUUGAAGUUCGUUUCUUACUGGGUUUUUGUGAAAAUCUAUAUCUUUUCCCAAUUCAAGCUCGAAACAGAGCAUGGAGGGAGUCGUAAUCAUCUAAAUUCGUCAACUUGGGCUGGUUCCUUUUGUGGGGUUCUAUGGUUUAUCAUCUUAAAUUUUUCCAAAAAGAAAGAAGGGGAGAAGAUAGAGAAGAAGUAGCAAGGGAAGGAACGGCCAAGGGUUAUGCUUAAAGGAGAAAUUGGACAGCCAGUGAUUUUGUUGUUCUGGGUGCUUGCUAUUUUAAUGUCUUUGGUUCUUGGGAUUAUGAAGAAAAGUGGUGAUGGGCAGCAGAAAACGCAAGGUGGUGGUGUGGUUUCAAGAUCGGCUCGGAGUUCAUUUCGUGCAAUUUCUAGCUACCUGAGAAUAGUCUCCUCGGGGGCGUCAACGGUUGCCCGGUCUGCUGUGUCGGUGGCAUCUUCUAUUGUGGAUAGAGCCGAUGAUUCUGGACAUGAUCAGGUGUAUUGGGCUGGUUUUGACAAGUUAGAGGAUGAGAAUGCCGUUCAUCAAGUUCUCUUGCUUGGCUAUCGGUCUGGAUUCCAGGUCUGGGACAUUGAAGAAGCAGAUAAUGUCCGUGACUUAGUCUCCAGACAUGAUGGUCCUGUUUCAUAUAUGCAAAUGCUACCGAAACCAAUAGCAUUGAAGAGACCAGUGGACAAGUAUGCAGACAGCCGCCCCCUUUUGGUAGUUUGUACCGAUGGGUCCCUCUCAGGUGGUACCAACCUUCAGGAUGGGUUUGUUACUUCCUCCAAUGGAAGCAUGCUAAACUACCAUGAUCCUGGGAAUGGUAGUUUUGUGCCUACUGUUGUCCAAUUUUAUUCCUUGAGAUCUCAAUCUUAUGUACAUAUGUUAAAGUUUAGAUCACUUGUUUAUUCUGUAAGGUGCAGUUCUCGAGUUGUUGCUAUAUCUCAAGCAACUCAGAUACAUUGUCUUGAUGCCACAACACUGGAGAGGGAAUAUACCAUUCUUACAAAUCCUAUAGUUGCGGGCUUUCCUGGUACAGGAGGUAUAGGCUACGGACCUCUUGCAGUUGGUUCCAGGUGGCUGGCUUACAGUGGAAGUCCAGUCACCAACUCCAGUCCUGGUCGUGUUAGCCCGCAACAUCUUACCCCUUCUGCUAGUUUCCCUGGUUUUUCUUCAAAUGGGAGCCUGGUUGCACAUUAUGCAAAAGAAUCAAGCAGGCAACUUGCUGCUGGGAUUGUGACCUUGGGAGACAUGGGAUAUAAGAAGUUCUCCAAGUACUGCUCCGAGCUUCUGCCAGAUUCUCAUAAUUCUUUGCAAUCAGGAAGUCCUGGCUGGAAAGGCAACGGAACUGUUAAUGGUCAUAUGCCAGAUGCAGAUAAUAUUGGAAUGGUAAUUGUCAGAGAUAUUGUCAGCAAAGUUGUUAUUGCUCAGUUUAGGGCGCACAAGAGUCCUAUUUCAGCAUUAUGCUUUGAUCCCAGUGGGACUCUUCUGGUGACUGCUUCAGUUCAGGGGCAUAACAUUAAUGUUUUCAAGAUAAUGCCAGGUCUUCAAGGAAGCUCUGCUACAUGUGAUGCUGGUGCUUCAUUCAUACAUCUUUAUAGGCUGCAGCGUGGUCUUACCAAUGCUGUGAUACAAGAUAUUAGUUUCAGUGAUGAUAGCAACUGGAUUAUGAUCAGUUCCUCAAGGGGGACAAGCCAUCUAUUUGCCAUCAAUCCUUAUGGAGGAUCUGUAAAUUUUCAAUCUAGUGAUACGAAUUUUACCCAUAAACAUAGUGGUCUAGGUGUCACAACUAAGCCACAAGCUCGUUGGUCACCUAAUGUAGGUGCGCAAAUGCUCAAUCAACAGAGACUCUGUGCAUCUGGACCCCCUGUUACACUUUCUGUUGUUAGUAGAAUAAGGAAUGGGAAUAAUGGAUGGAGAGGAACUGUUAGUGGUGCUGCAGCAGCCGCUACAGGCAGGACAGUUUCCCUUUCUGGGGCCAUUGCUUCAUCUUUCCAUAAUUGCAGUGUAAACAGUAAUUUGUUAGCUGAUGAUAGCUCUUUGAAGACAAAAUACCACCUUCUGGUUUUCUCUCCUUCUGGAUGUAUGAUACAAUAUGCAUUGCGAAUAUCAGAUGACCAUGGUUCAACUCCUGUUGUCUCUGGAUUAAAAACUGCUUAUGAAUCAACUACAGAAUCUGAUGGAAGGUUGGUAGUUGAGGCAGUCCAGAAAUGGAAUAUAUGUCAGAAACACACUCGAAGAGAACGUGAAGAUAAUAUAGACAUCUAUGGGGAAAAUGGAAGUAUAUCAGACAGCAAUAAGAUAUAUCCUGAAGAAAUCAAAGCGGGAAACAUUUAUGCUGAUGGUAAGGAUGCAAUAGCAAAAGAAAAGAAUAAUAUUGCAGAAAAACAUCAUUUGUAUAUUUCUGAAGCUGAACUACAGAUGCAUCAAGCUCAACCAUUGUGGGCUAAGCCAGAGAUAUACUUUCAGUCAAUGGUCAUGGAGAGCAUCAAAAUGCGUGAAGAAGAUGCUUUUGGUGGGGAAAUUGAAAUUGAAAGGCUUCCAACUCGCAUGAUUGAAGCAAGGUCAAAAGACUUAAUUCCAGUUUUUGACUAUCUUCAAAAUCCCAAAUUCCAGCAAGCAAGGGUCCCUGCUGUGGGUGGUAAUGGUUAUGGUAAUGGGCGGCUGCCACAUCAGAGGUCUGGAUUGUCUGGAAUUGGUCAACUGUCAUACCAGAGCAGUUCUGGCUCUCUUGAUUCAAUGGUUGAAAGUGGUGCUGCAGUUUCUGAACGACGCAAUGGCAUUGAAGAAACUGGGUUAGACAGUCCUCUAAUGCCAAUAGAACCAAAGGGCCAUGUAAAUAUCAAUGACAGCCCUAAAGCAAACACUCAGCUUGAGAUUGUAAAUAAUAGAGAGCGCUUGCAAAAGGAGGCUCAACUCAAGUUUGUAAAUAAUAACAACAAAGGCCUGAAAAUGGAGAAUCAUUUUGAAGAUGAAGGUGAUGAGUUUGAUUAGAGAUGUUCAGCCAUUCUUUUAUUCUCCAAGAAAGGCCCUAACAAUGUUGAAUUACUAAAUGGGUGGCCAUGUAGACGAGAGUGAGACAUAAGGGGAGGCUUGACUACGAAUCAGAAUUGUCUAUACCAUGUUGUUCUUGUAAAUAACAGACAGUAUAUUGGCAAUAAUCAGUUUGUUAUGUGUAAAUCAUAGUGUUACACCAGAAACUCUUUGUUGCCCCUUUUAUUCUAUCAAUUUUAAAGUUCUCUAUAAUUUGCACUUAAUUUAUUAUACAUUAGAUCAGCCAACCUCCUCAUUCUCAAAUUCUUAGCGUAAUUGUUAGGAAUGAAGAUUAAUUUUACUU